AAACAAGCAAAUAGCGUCUAAAUUGAGUAACAAUAAAAUUUUAAGCUAUUUAAAUAUUAAAAUUGGUGCACAUAUAGAUAAGAUUGUGCUAUUUGUUCUAUGGCAAAAUAACUCGCAAUGUUUUACUAAAAGUAGUAUAAAAACCUUAGGGAUGUUAUCGUACAGCAUCAGAUCAUUUGGUGUUCUCGAAGCAUUUUGUCAAAUUCACCAUGAAAUCGCUGACUUUGUUGUGCGUUUUUGCUGUGGUGUGUUCGGCACUUGCUGCACCAGAAGUGGAAGGUAUUGAGCAACUAAAACGGGAUGUCAACCUGGUGGCUGAUACAAGCAAACUUAUCGAAGAACUUGUGGACAAUCUCCGCAAGUCCGGACAAGAAGCUAUAGACUCAGUUGCUACGUUCAAUGCAGGCAUCAAAAACGAAGUUCUGGCGAUAAGAGACAAAAUCAUAGCUGACGUGCAGAAAUUCAGAAACCGGGUGACUGAAGCUGUGGAAAAUGUGAUGAAAAGGAUUUCUAACACCAAUGUAGCGGUCAAGGAAUGUGUGGAUUCUCAUAGAAGCGCUGCUGCAUCAGUUUUCAACGAAACACUCGCCAGUACAUUGGUUUGCGUCGAUGAAAGAAUUGCCGAUGUCUCUAAGGAAAUCAAUCACUUGAUGACAAUUGCCAAAGAGGCAGUAGCUGCUGGCAAUUUGGCAAUGGAUGACAUGAAGGAAUGUACUACAAAUAACACAAACUUGCUGACUGUUGGAGCUUGCCUUGCCAAAGUCGCUGUGAAGAUCGAGUUAAAAUCUGUUGGUUUUCUUGGCCAAUCUGCAAUGACGGUUGGACGCAUCAACAUUGGAAUUAGUUCGUUACCAGCCGCCCUUGAUGUAUGCGCCGGAAUGCGUUUGAUUCAGACCGGAAUCCAAACUGGUAAGAUCAUCGUCGAAAUUGGUAGCUGCUCAGCAACUGGAAUCUUUAAUGCACUCACUGGCAAACCCAUAAUUCAAACACCGCCUGCAUUGUAAAUUUAUUUUAAGACAAUAAAUAUCGAAGUACAGAAAUAAUACUGGUUUUUUCUGGCACAUCGCCUGUACCUGGAUAGAUACCUACUUUACUAUAUAAAAUUAAGUAAACAUUUUGAAACUAGCUAAAAAUAAAACCUUUAUUCACCAAAUCAAUAUAUUAUGUAUGCAUACUUAACACUAUUAAUCAAAAUAAUUGUUUCUUUGAUAGUGCUGCCUAGCUACCCGUGGUUUUUGUAUCUAAAAUGUUUGAUAUUAUUCAAUGAACGUUUACUCGUCCAUUAAUUUAUCGAGGACACAUUGCAUGGCGGCCGCCAUCUACAGGCAUCGUUACGCCGGUAAUAUUACUAGCACCUUCACUUGCCAAGAAUAUAAUCGCAUCCGCAACCUCCUUAGUAGUUCCUGUCCUUCCUAUUGCAUGCGUUUCUUUACAUUUUUCCAAAUACACUGCAUAAUCUUCUUCACUGACUCCACCUCUUAAGUGUAUGCCAGUUUCAAUCACACCCGGAUUGACUGCAUUAACCCGAACUCCUUUACUGGCAAGCUCUAGACUCACACAUCUUGUAAAUUGAUCUAAUGCAGCUUUAGAGAUGCAAUACGCAAGAAAGUUAGCGAAUGAUCUGAUCCCAGCCACGCUGGAUAUAUUUACUAUGUUCCCUUUAGAUUUAAUAAGAUGUGGUGUGGCCAACAUAGUUAAAUAAUACGGCCCUCGUACGUUUGUAUUCAUAAUUCUGUCAUAUUGAUCAAGAGAAGUUACCUCUAUAGACCCCAGUCCCAUAAUACCGGCGUUAUUAACCAGGACAUCAAGUUGCCCGAAGUGAUUAAUCGUUUCUUCCAAUAACUUUUCAACGUCGGUCUCAUUGACGAUGUCUGCAAUAACAGAUACUGGCCUUAGCUUGCGUGGAGAUACAUCUUCGCAUUUUUGUGCGGUCUUCUCAAGGUUUUCUUUAUUUCUUCCUGUCAAAACUAGUUUUGCAUCUAGCUUAGAAAAUUCUACAGCAGUAUCUGCUCCAAUGCCUGAACUAGCUCCCGUGAUUAGAACUACUUUAUUGGCGAACAUUCUGGUUACCUGAUUUAAACAAAAAGAAACAAGUUUAUUUUUUGUAAUUAAAUAGGUAUACCUAUUUGGUGAUUCGGUAAGGGCAUCCCGUGUCACGGUCACAGGCAUUGGAAGAACAUCAGAGUGGUUUUAGCCGGUAAGAGUCCGGCACGCUUCCACGUCGUCCACACGACGUGGGAUGUCCAUGAGGACUACGCGAUAGGAAAAAAGGUAUACCUAUUUUAUCAAUACCUUCUAAAAUAAUUAUUAUUUAUGAAGCUGCAGAGUUUGUUUGAACGUUAACUACUGGUUCGAAUUGAACACUAUUUUGGUGUUAGUUAGUUCAUUUAUAGAGGAAGGUUGUAGGCUAUAAAACGUCAACUACGACCGAUAGGAGCCGAGUAGCAGGUGAAACCAAGCGGAAGUACUUAAAUAAUAAAAAGGAUUUUAUUCAGACACAUUUCCAGACUCAAGUUGUGAUUGAAGUCAUCAAUAGCAGUAGGUACCGAUCAACAAAACAAUAAUAUAACAUUAAUUUCAAGAAGUGAAUUACAGUACCUAUUGUGCAUAUUUAACGUAUUACCUAAAGCCCUAAAAAAAUUAGAAUAUUAAGUGAAUAGAUAGCUAAUCUAUCCACUGUUAUGAAUUGAAUGAUGAGUCCUAUAACAUUCGGUAUUCGAACAAUUAUCUACCACAAGUAUCAAUGUUGUGUCAAUUACUUGAUUUUGAGGUUCUGACAUGUGAGAUAAUUAAAAAACGAUCUAUAAUAAUUAUAUUUAAUUUUAAUAUAUACUCUCAACAAUUUAUAAAAAUAAAAUAUUUGUAAUCUUUAGAAGUUCUACCGUGGGCACAUAGCAUGGCGUCCCCCGUCAACAGGUAAAGUAACACCCGUCAUGUUACUAGCAGCGUCACUUGCUAGAAAGACAAUCACCGAUGAAACUUCCUUUGCAUCACCGGCUCUACCCAAGGCAUGGCUUUGCGCACAAUUCUUAAUAAAUUCUUCGUAUUCCUGUUCAUUCAUACUAGACUUCAUAUGAAGACCUGUAGUUAUCACACCAGGAUUCACAGCGUUAACACGAACACCCUUUAGUGCCAGUUCUAAAGCAACACACCUCGUGAAUUGGUCCAGAGCAGAUUUAGACAUGCAGUAUGCAAGAACGUUUGGAAAAGAUCGUAAGCCAGUCACACUGGAUACGUUAACUAUGUUUCCCUUUGUUUUUACGAGGUGAGGAGUAGCUAACAUUGUAAGAUGGUAUGGUCCUCGGACGUUAGUAUUCAUCACUCGAUCGUACUGAUUUAGUGAAGUGUUUUCUAUGGAACCAGAUUCAAGAACACCAGCAUUGUUCACCAAGACAUCGAGUUGCUUGAAUUCGUUGAUAGUAGUUUUAAUAAUGUUCUCUACGUCACUUUCAUUAUUCAUAUCGGCGAUUACGAUCAGUGGUUUUAAACAGCUUGGUGAAUUUUCUUCGCAUUGUUUAGCAACAUUCUCUAAAUUUUGUUUAUUUCUUCCGGUAAUUACCAAUUUAGCAUCAAGUUUUGAGAAGUCUAGAGCAGUUUCAGCUCCGAUUCCCGAACUGGCGCCGGUGAUCAGUACCACUUUGUUUGCAAACAUGAUGUAGGUUACCUG
Spodoptera littoralis (African cotton leafworm) is the source of this 3667-nucleotide messenger RNA. The record is from the annotation of a GenBank genome assembly. Lineage: Eukaryota; Metazoa; Arthropoda; Insecta; Lepidoptera; Noctuidae.